AUGCCUCAAAACAUACCUACUUUCCUGUCUCGGAUACUGCAGCUUUCACUCGAGAUGCAUAUGCUAAAUUUUCAGGAGAGCCGUUUAUGCAGUAUACAUCUUAGUCAGCGGAAUAUUCUCCCAUUCGUUCUUUUAGGUACCCAUGCUGGUACAUGCGGAUACGGCCUAAUUUUCGAAUGCCUUAAAGAGAACACACCAGCGCAGAGUAAUGUUUGCACAUAUCAUGUCACCUUAGACAACAAGCCCAAUAGGGCUCCCUUCAUUAGAAUCUGCAAGUCUAGUACCCUUGUUACUUCUGCACUUGCCAUGUCGGUCGGAAUACCGAGAUCGAGAAAAGGGAGCGUCGAACCGGUUACACAGGGGUAUCUUUAUUAUCCUGGCCAGGAAAAUGAUACAUUGAGUAAGACUACGGAUUCUGGGGGAAGAAAGCGUUCAGCUGCAUGCAGUAUGCACGUUAGCAUGUGCGCCACUAUCCAGGUUAAUGCCUGUCCUAUGGGUCGCCGGCCAGAAUUUAUGUGCUAUAUCGGUAUUGAUUUAUUGAGGAGUGGAGGAAUUCAUAUCAUGACUCUCCACCUCCGUCUUGACAAAAUUUGA
Morchella importuna is the source of this 594-nucleotide messenger RNA. RefSeq lists its product as uncharacterized. The coding region runs from base 1 to 594 and encodes 197 amino acids. Lineage: Eukaryota; Fungi; Ascomycota; Pezizomycetes; Pezizales; Morchellaceae. The record is from RefSeq and is a predicted model, not a curated record. The transcript is spliced from 11 exons.